ACAAGAUAACAAAUUAGUCUUCAAACUGUGUCUAAAGAACCAAAUUUACUGUAUGAGAAUAAACUGGAUUAUCUAAACCUGAUGUUAGCCUGGAUUAUUUAAACUUGCAGAACAGGGCACCUGGUUGGCCCUUGUCUCCUUCAUGGUUCAUCCAGUCAUGGCCCCUGAUCACUAAAGACUGGAUAUUAAUUAAAGUCGAAGUUAUGUAUAAAUGUUCAAUACUGCAGUUUAUCGAGUCUGGUGAAAUGUUGCAGGAGUGUUUUGGUUUUCACCCAGCCUCGGGUUCGGCUCCUAUUGGCCCAUCAACGCACCACGUGGUCGGGCAGUCACGCGCUUUCCAGGAACCCGUCAGGAAGAAGAAAAACAAAACAAACCCGAUAGAGCUGCAGCAGCGUGUGGACUCCAUUGAAAAGUGGGCCUUAUUAUCUCCAACACGGGAACGUACACGAGGUCCAGGACGAAGAGAGACGUAUGCGGGGGCGUCUUUAAAGCAGAGCAGCCCGAGGUCUCGGCAGGUACACGCCCCCCAACACUAAACACAUCCACUGCUGCUGGAAAAAAACUCGACACGGCCAGAAAUUUCCAUGUGAUCUAAGUGUUUGUGGAAUUAUCACCUGGCCAGUUCUGAUCUGACACACCUUCAGACCUGCAUUACAGACCUAAAGCAUACAGAGAACCACACAACAGACCACAACAGACCAGACAAGACCAGGUUGAACCCAAUUACUGACUUCCCUCCCUUCCCCCCCUCCCCACCCCAGCCUUGCAGGCUGCAUCCACCAGCACUCUACGAUCGUCUCCCUCAGCGGUAAUUUAUUGUGCUGAACGGACAACCUCACACCACUGGGACUGGACAGGAGACCCAGAGGUUCCCCCCGCUGGAGCUCUAAGCUGUGCCUGGCAAUGCCUCAGCCCAGCGUCAGUGGGAUGGAGCCUCCCUUUGGGGACGCCUUUCAGAACUACUCAUUUGCUGACCAGGCCCUGACCAGCACUGAGCUGCUCGCCACCAGCUCUGACCCAGAUUUCAUGUACGAACUGGACAGAGACAUGACCCACCGGCAGAGCCCCUGUGGGGACAGCUUGGUGGGGGUCGGGGAUGGAGGAAAGGAGGUGGAGGGCUGUGUGGAUCAGCUUAUGGGUUUGGGCGAGUGUGAGACAGUCUACAGCAGCUCGGCGUUCGAACAGUGGGACUCCUACUGGGAAGACCUCACCAGAUACACACGGCUGGCCAGCUGUGAUAUCUGGGGCACCAAAGAGGUGGAUUUUCUCGGACUGGAUGACUUCUCUAGUCCCUACCAGGACGAGGAGGUGAUAAGUCGAACUCCGACACUGGCUCAGCUGAACAGCGAGGAUUCGCAGCCCGUGUGUGAGGCGCUCUACCCCCCUGUUGACCUGACCCUGCCAGCCCCCCAGCCUCAGCCUCAGUCCUCCCAGUUUCCCUGUCACAGUAAGAGACCCCUGGUCCCCGGCCAAGGACUGGGGCCCAGCUCUGCGCGUUCCUCCACAAGCUCUACAUCCUCAUCCCGUCCUUCCCGCAGUCUUCUCCCAGACUUCCCUGAGGGCUCCCAAAAAGCCACCAGACCCGUCCCCUCCAGCACUGAGACUAUGGCCAAGACCCAGAACCACCUCAGUUUUACCCAGGACCACGGCCAAGCUCAAAGCAAGCCCCAGGGGCGAGGAACCAAGAUGGCAGCCCCAACUUCCCAUGGCUCUGACUUUGUGCGCAAGGCUAAAGUCCGUGUGAGUGCUGUGCAUAAAGCUCAGCCCGAUAUGCCCUCCCAGACAGAUUUUGAGAGGUCAGAUCCGCCUCUACCUCUCUCCCAGCCCCAAGAUGAAAAGGCUUCCACUUCUGCUAGCGCCACCUUGGUGGGACUUCCUGGCGCUGUAGCCGGUGGUUCCGGCAGCCUGACAGGCUUUGAGAGGAGGGCAGAGGGGACGGGACGGAGAGAGGGGCCUGUGGGCUGGUCUGCUACCAUGCCUCAACUAGUGGAGGCGAGCCAGGCCCUGGAGGGCAGCACCUCCGGGCUGGUGAGCAGCGGCGACAGUAUGGCAGGUGCUAGCGGCGGCGGUGGCGGCGGCGGCGUCCUGGUCGUGGAGGGCACAGAGAAGAGCAAGGAGGAGGAGCACAACUACUCUCUGUUCCUGACCCGCAGCAGACUGGCCGGCAGAGCCCUCUCCCAGCUGGAGGAGGACGAGGAAGAGGAGGACGAGGAGGAGGCGGAGGAGGAGGAAGGCGACGGGCUUGAGCCAGACGAUGAAGACCAUGACGAGGGCUUCGGCAGCGAGCACGAGCUGUCUGAGAAUGAGGAGGAGGAGGAAGAGGAGGAGGAUGAAGACUACGAAGCAGACAAGGACGAUGACAUGAGCGAUGCCUUCUCCGAGCCAGGCUGUGACAUGGAGCUGAUGGAGGACAUUAAAGGUCUGACAGCAGGAGUCUCCAGCCGGAAGAGAGGCAAGCGCCGAUACUUCUGGGAGUACAGUGAGCAGCUCACCCCCUCUAAGCAGGAACGUAUGCUAAAGCCGUCUGAGUGGGACAGACACACGCUGCCUAGCAACCUGUACCAGAAGAACGGGCCUCUCCAUGGAAAGUACAUGCUGAAGAAGUCACGUCGUACAGAUGUGGAAGACCUGACUCCCAAUCCUCGCAAGCUGCUGCAGAUCGGCACAGAGCUCCGCAAACUCAACAAGGUGAUCAGCGACUUGACACCGGUCAGCGAGCUGCCGCUGACCGCACGACCGCGAUCCCGCAAGGAGAAGAACAAGCUGGCGUCCAGAGCUUGUCGUUUAAAAAAGAAGGCCCAGUAUGAAGCAAACAAGGUGAAGCUCUGGGGACUCAGCACAGAGUAUGACCGGCUGCUGUUUGUGAUCAAUGCCAUCAAAGAGGAGAUUGUGGCGCGAGUCGAGGACUCUUCUCCACGUCCAACCAACAUGACUGACACUCUGGAGCGGCUCAUCCAGGAGACACUUGUUUCAUCACCUGUUGCUGGGCAGACUUCAGACUUUGUCAACAAGAUCUUGGAGAACACAGGACGCGGCGAUCCCACUGGGGGACUGGUUGGCCUGCGAGUCCCCACCUCCAAGAUCUAGACAAACCACCGUCCACUGAGAGGAGUGGACUAAACAUUACCACCGUGCUGUCCCAUUGUAACUAUGCUCCCCUCUGCAUGCCCCUCCAACCCCGAGCACAUACACAUUGUUAGUCACACAAACACACAUACCACUCCCCGUGUGUAUGUAUGUGUGCUUGUUCAUAGCCAUGCACCUGCAUGGCAUACACCCUAGCUUUCUGUCUCUGCACACUGCGUGCAGAGUCAGUGCGUCACUGUCUCCCAACCCAUCGUGAGCAUCUGUUGGGAAAUGCGCCUUUAAAAGCAAGUGAUGGUUAGGUGUAUAGCUAAUAGCACGUCCUAAAUCCACUGGUGAUUAUUAGAUGUGUUUAACAUAGCAUUGUGUUGGGUUGGUUCUAUCGGAGGUUCUGCUUCCAGGGCUGAGACAGAGACAGUCACAUGAGUGCAACCACUGGAAUACUUUCACACGAUUUGUUUGAGGUUGUUAAUGGCAGAGGACGGACUGUUACACGUCGGACACCAUCAAAGGUUGAAAAAAGUUCCAGUUCCAUCAUUUCCUAAACGAGCUUUACCUCACAUGGCAACACAAAUUAACUCCAGGAUGUUAAAUUGACCCACUGAAUAAAGCACUUUGAUGAAAAUGGCUUCGGUUGCCAAGACACCUGCGGAGAAAAAAAAGCAGUGUGCUCCGAGGCGUUUUCGGGGUGGCAGGAAAUAUUUUGUAUUGAAGGCCUAAAUAUGUUCAUGCCAUCCCCUGUUUGCCAAUCAGCACUGCUGCAAAUGAAUGCUCCAAACAGAACAAAAAAAGGCAGCAGAAGCUGACAGCUAAAAUUUUUACAGAUUAAUCGAUGAAACAUCCUGCUGGGGUGAAGUAUGCGGCAGGCAGGAGGAAGCUUAAUGUCUCAUUUUGACAACGUUAACUUAAAUAACAGGAGGUGGUUGACCAUGUGGAGAGGAAGCGCAUGUAGUUUGGUGCUUUUUGGCCUUGUGCUGGUUAUAACUGGACUGGGUUGAAACAGGCAUUUUUGCCAGUAUGGGAGCGGACUGUGAGGAAGAUUAUGGUGGCGAUGAAGAAGACAUGAACAGUGAUCCAUCUCCUCUAGGAAUCUGUACAUAGAAGUGUCUCCCAGUGAAAAAAAAGGCACCGGCUCCCCUUUUUGUACAGUAGAGAUGACCAGGCUAACAGUUUGGUGUGUUCAUACUAGUGUUUGAUCAGAGUUAUAUUCAUUGUGCCUUGUUUAUGUGUGUGUGUGUUUCUGUAAGUCUGAGUGAGUGUGUGAGCGGGACUGAACGAGAAGAGGUGAUUGGUCAGAGCUCCCCGAGGUCCAGCCAAGGAAAGGACUACUUUACACUGAGGGAGAUUGUUAGUGAGUGCGAGGGAGGGAGACAACAGUGGGGUUUGUUGUGUAUUUCAGUCGUUUAAAGAUAUUCUGAAUGUACAUAAAACAAAUGGAAGCUCUCGUUGCGUGAUGCCACAGAGUCUGUGUAUAUAGGAGGGCUCUGCAAUAGAUUACUUAUGGUUUUUGGUACUCUUGUCUUUGGGGAUCAGGGGAGGGUUACCUGAUAUUUUCGUUUAGAGUUACAAAAAAAUAUUUGCACACUAUAUUUUGAUUGUUUUUUGUACCAAAGACACAUGCAACGAAACGGCGACCAGCCAGUUAAAGUAAGGUUUUGCACAGCUUACCUGACGCCGUAUUGAAUGUAAGAAAUGUGGGAGGGUCAGGGAACUUCAUAGAACUGUGAAAUUAGCUUGGGUCCAAUUCUGUACAGAAAAGGAACAUUCAUUCAUUUUUUUUUUUUUAAUCUAAAAUUUUAUCCCAUCUGUGGGCUUCUCCAGUAAAUUUGUUGCUUAGGAAGCACUUCAUUCCUGAACUGAUUCCUCUCUCCACAUGCUAAUUGUGUUAAUUGCUCUAUUCUAGGACAAGAACCAAGAGCACUAGUAGAUAAGCUAUGUUACAUUUUUGCUUGUUUGUCAAAAUGUCACCAACAGUAACCAAAAUGUUAUGUUCCUGUGUCACUUGUUUGAUUUCUGUAUGUAGACGGAGUCUAGUUCAUCAACAAAAUAUUAACUGAAUUGUGUUUUAAAGUACUGUAUAUAGAAACAUUAAUGAUAUAUCUAUCAAUGGUGAAAUGCCACUUUUCAUGACAAUUGAUUCAUUUUUAAGCAUGACACAUUUCUAAAGCCUAUCCUUGCAUCAAGAAAAUUAGAGGAAAAACAGAAAAACCAAAAAAAAAAAAAAAAGUUCUUGUUAUAUUUUUGUAUUUUAGCCGCCUGCUAGGUUUCCUGUCGGUUUGAAAGUAUUUGUUGGUCAGAUUCUCAGAGGGAGAUGUGGAGGAAAAAAAGAUGAAAAGGUCUUAAAAAUGCAGCCAGUUAAUCUGAUAGUUUGAUCUAUAAAGCGACACUUGACCCCUCCGGUCUCCUAUGCUGGGUGAGUGAAAUAUGGGGAAUCAGGACUGGAUUUAUUUAAAACAUAAUGCAGCAAAGCCAUGGUCUAGUUUAAAGUCUAGUCUAUAAAGAGAAUGAGGACAGGCUGUCUUUAGUGCAGACAGGGACGCGAGAAACUCAGAGGACAACAGUGGAGACGGGAGGAUGAACGAGGAACCAGCCACAGUGUCGUCAUAGACGCUGUUAGAAAGCCAAAGCCAUUUGAUUUUUGUCCCAGACUGAUGUGGAUUCAGCACUGUGCAUUCAGGUUUUCACACGUGUUUCCCUUGUUAGCCAGUGGAGCUGGUUGAAUUUUGCACUUCCAGGGAUCAGCAUUGCUGCCUAAGAGGUUGAACUGCUGAAUUUUAUCUGCCUGGUCUUGCCUUCAGUCCUCAGCAUAUGUUUGUUCACCAAAAACACACGCGGAGUUACAAAGUUCAGGCCACAAAUUGGCAGCGCAUCCAAACCUUUAACAAUGCAUGAUGCCUGUAUGCUUCCCUCCCUGCUGCCUACUCAGAGGAAACAAUGCCAUUCCCAGGCAAUUUCAAAAUUCAACCAGAGGCCACUCGGUUAGCAGGUAAAUAUAACGAGAAGUAGUGUUUGGCGAGGCUGAAUUCAGGUUAGUUUGAUGUGAAGAAAGUACUCCUUCACAGAACGAUGUCUGAUGACGAUGAUGCAGAGCUGUGGUCUUUCUGUAUCGCGUGAUUGAAUAACAGCUAGUGCUACAUAUAUAUAUUUUUACUGUUUUCCGUUUUGUCUAAAAAGGGAGAAAUGGUGCUUUUUCUGAAACUAGAGCGAUGAGUAUCCAUGAUUCUUAUUUGACUUCGUAGUCUAGUUGUAGCCUAAUGACUUGCUCUCCCCUUACCGUCCAUAGCUAUUUUCUUAGUAGUGAUUAAUUUUUUGUAAAUAGACUAAGUUAAUAUGUAUCUUCUAAAUGUUAGAUAUAUGUAUAGAAUACUAUAUCUUAUAUGUUUGAAAACAAAAGCACUUUGUCCAAAAAAGGAAAAAAAAAACAAAAAACAAAAAGAAAAGCAUUUUUUUCUUCCAUUUGCUGCUAAAAGGCCUGGUGUGAAUGCUGCAAGUGUACUUGACGACCACUUGCUAGGAUAGGUCUAUUACCUGACUUGGCUAGGUCUAUAAACUAGCAAGAAAAAGGCGUACAGGUGUAUGACCUGACGAGGGUUAGAUCUAAACUUUGUUGGAGCCGUGUAAUGAUAUGAGGUAUUGUAUAAGAGCAUAUCAUUGCCAGGCUUUGCGAAGCCCAGUGUCUUGAUAGGAUAGGUCUAUUUCCUGGUCAGGGAUUGUGUGGAUUAGUGUGUUUGUGGUCUUAAAAAAAAAAAAGAGGGUUUUGAUUCCAGGGCCCCUACAUUGAUCCUGAUGCUGACCCCCUUGGCGUCAUGAUUCAUUUGCCUUCAGUAGAGGUUUCCUAUGGAAAAACUGAUUCUGCUUUGGCUUCCUCUUCAGGGUGAUGUACAGUGUAGACACAUUUCUCCAGAGAGCUAUAUUGUUAUCAUUUGUAAACUGAUUUCUACUUGUGACUUAAUGAGGAGGGGUGUAGCCUGGGGCGGCCGGGAAGAGCUUGUUUGAAAGACAUUCCCGGCCGCCUUGGGGGAAGUUACUAUAUCACUGUACUGUAUGGCAAGCCAAUUAUAAAUGAAGACUCAAUCCGGACACUUAUUGCCUUCUUAAAUAACUUCACAUACACACAAACAAAAACAAUAACAGUGGCGAACAAAGUCAGUUGCCUGAGGUUUAUGACAUUGUUCCGCCAAUAUACGGUCAACAACAGCAACAACAACAAAACCAUUCAGCCUGAUUGGCUCAAAACAACCUUGACUGAAGUAGCAGACGGUGAAAUAUAUCUGAAAAAUGGCUUCAAAAAUUUGAACUACUUGUGCUCACUUGUGUCCUCUGGGGACAAUAUUUGAUGGCAUUUUUUCAGCUAUAAUUUUGCCCAGGUCUGGUAGGGGGUCAACAGUGGUUAAAGGGCCGCUGGUUGACGGCCGGCUGACAAGAGGAGCGUGCGUGUUUUGUUGUCGAUCACAAGGCUGGUUCAAGAGAGAGUCCUCACAGGUUUUUACAUUUAACAUGAUAGGCGCAAGCUGUGCAACUUUACAUUCAAACCAGGAGACUCUGUGGCAUUUUAAUAGUCAAGGAAAUGAGUGAAAAUCCACGCCAGUAAAACUAUUCCUUAUUCUUUUUAUUUCUGAUGAUUCUGAUAAAUCCUAUUCAGUCAACUAUUAAGCUAAUAGAGUGUGUAAGUUUGUGCUACUCUUGUCCAAUAAAAGCUACGUGGAUCCAUAAAGCUCUUCUUCAGCAAAUCAGGGUAAUAUCGUUCUUCUAUCUGACAUAUGUGAUGACAUAUAAAAUCAAAAGAAAAUAUAUUUAUGUAUUCCAAUUAUUGUCGCCAUUCUUUACUCUGUACAAAAUAUUGUGCGUGUGCGUGUGUGUGUAUUAUGAAUUAUCAAUGUCAAUCAAUAUGGUGCAAUGAUCUCUACACAAACUGAAAAAAAAAGGCCAACAGACUUGUCACAAGAAUUCACACAAGUUCUCUGCUUUCUCCAAAUCGGUAUUCAAAACAAAACAAAAACACAACCUGCAACAUUUUCCUCUCACUAAGGAUUUGACUCUGAUUUCUGGCCGUGAUCCAACCUGAGGGGAGGGGGGUUUGUCAUGUGGUGCUGAUUACUUUUGUUUAUCCCAAGAAAUAAUCCAAGAAUGAAACUGCUGGUAUCUGUGUUUAGAUUCACCAACAAGUAACAGUGUCCAUCUGAUUAUUGUCCAAUAAGUGUCAUCAGACCAGACUCCCCCGCCCUCUGCCCCCUCCCACGAUCAGUUUCAUUAAUGCUAACUGUUGAUUAAUGGCAUGAUUUCCCUGUUGGACCAAUCAGAAGAAGAUUCACUUCAGAUUCACUGAUUCUUGCUCUAAACAACAACAGACUGGUGAUUUCUAUAUUAUUGUAUGAUCAUUACUGUAAAGCGUACUGUUAUUUCUUUUUGUAAAAGCCAGACUCCUGGAUUUGACACCACUGCACAAAAGUUAUGGAGGAUCUUUACUCUGUAUGAGAGUAAAAAAUAUUCACCAUAACUGCAGAGUAAAUACACAUAUUCUGGUUAUUUAAAAGGAGUGUGGAAUUUCCUCAUGAAAAUAAUUUGUGAUAAAAUAAUUUGAUCCAAGUGCAAGAUGGUGGUAUAUAUUGUAUAUUAAAGAACAAUCUCUAGAGGAAAUAUUUCUAUUUCUAUUUCUAAUUUUUAAAUGAUUUCCAAGACGUUUCUUUGAAAGACCUACGUCAUUUGGUACUAGGGAAAAUAGGGAGUGUGUUAAAGUCAGUUAAUUCCAGUUAUUUUAGCCAGAGCAAAGCAGGUCAUUUGUUAAAUUCAAAAUUUAUCAAGAAUUAAGUUUAAUUAACAAAUAAAUAACAGAUGAAUAUUCCCUUGGGUUUAAAGCUGCACCAACCAAAAUUUCUGUAUAAAAUAUGGAUGAAAUACUACAUGUAAUGUGCCCUACAGAGCAUUUUAGCACCUUUCAGCCAGUUGUUUUGGUUUUAAGGCAGCAGCUUGUGUUGUGGUUCACUCUCGCUGCUCUCAUCAGGAUUGUCUCUAGUUGCAGCAGGCAGCUUAUUUUCAGUGAAAAAGCUCUGAUUAACCGUCUGUACACUAUCUGCCCAGCACCAAACCGCAGACAGACACAGUUAGAAACUAGCUGGUGAACACAGUGGAGCAUGUAGCAGCUAAAGAACCAGAUAGUUUCUUCAGGUGCUGGUGGAGACCAAAAACAGAGCUAGAAGAGAGUGAAUAUUGGACAGAAACACUACUUCAAAUGAAUUUGUGGAGAUGUCAUGAUAAAUACCUCUAUUUUCCCUUUAACUAGUACCAAAGAACGUAAAGUACUUCUUAGGAAAUUCUCCAUCCGUAAAAUGAGUGUCAGUGCAAAUAUUCUCAAUAAAUUUGGUUUAUUAAAAGAAAAGAACAAAACUACAAAUUACCUCGCCUCCUGCUGGCUUUGAUGUCAGAUCCCAGAGUCUGGCUUUCAGCUGUUUUCCUGUCUUGUUCGAACCCAUGUGGGCUGCCCUCAUUGCUUGUAAAAACACCUCGUCUUCAAGAGGCUGUACGCUUACUACCCUCUGUGUAAAUUAGAUACAUAACAGAAAUGUACUCUGCGAGAAAAGAUGCACUUGGGAAUAAUGUCUCUGCAUGCCGAUUCCCCACAUAGAACUGAGAGAAUCAAGUGAUGUCUGGAGUUCCUUGCAGAUGAGGAAAUAAUUUGGCCAAUCAUCAGAAAGCCUAUAUUUACCAUCACAAGGUCAUUGCAUGACUUUUUGGGCUCACUGUACUCUCAGUCGAAUGAUUUCAUAUUUGCUGCUAUUGAAUGAGCACAAAGAGACUUUGGUUUAGGGUGUCCAUGACACAGUUACAGUAUAUUAUUACCAUGACACACCCCUGUUUUUUCCCCCCCUACACCUUUUUUUGUCCUACAACAGUCAAAAGACCAACAGCGUCACUCACCUUGCACUUGGUUUUUACAUAUACAAGAAAUGAUAUUUUGAAAAUGAUGCCUGCUGAACCAGGUGCCUUAAUCAAAUAUAUGAGAACACAAAUUUGCACCUUCUGACAGUCUGGAGGGGGUUUCCCUACAGAAACAAGGGGCUGGGUUUCCCAAAACCUAAACUUGAAGUACAACAAUGAAAUGAAAACCUCAUUUUAACCCCAAAUCAACAGAGUUUGUAUAAAAAUCAGCCUUUAACAGCGGAUACGAGCUGUUGGGAUAGAAAAGUUCACACUGUGUAGUGGUUCCCCUUUAAAGUGUUACUGAAGAAGAGCAUAAAUGACGACUUGUGAACUAAAUUGAUGUUGUUUUGGGAAACCUGGUUCUGUUUUUAACUUUUUCUCUGCCCACUACGCCACGUUAUUGUGUUUUCUGUAUUGGCUGCUGCUGCUAUCACCGCUGGUGUGUCCAUGUAGAGAAGAGCAAACCUCCACUGUGUCUGAGGCAGAGGGAGACUCGGGGCCUGCUUUUUACCUAGUCAAUUACAAUGCAUUCUUCUUCUUCUUCUUCUUUGGUUUCGACAUGGAGCACUGUGUUGCUGCCUCCUGAGACCUUUUCAAGAAAGAAAAAAAAAUACAAACACACACACACACACAACAGACAGAACUUUCCGUUUCUUAACUUUGCUAUUAUGAAGUGCCAGACCCUCCUUGAAGUCAGUGUUGGCACUGAGUCGCAGGUUGCGAAUGAAGCGACAAACUGAGCAUGGAGGUAAACUGUGGUGCUAAUCUGUCAGUGGCUGGGUGCUAACAUGGCUGUGUAAAAAAGCUGUAUUAGCCAUAUUAUUCCUUCUGUUGAUGACUCUGGUCAGUCUCGUGUUUCUGACUGCUGCACUGCUGUAUGCUGACAUAGCGAGGUAUAACUCUGCUGCUGCUGCUUUGCUGAUGAAUGUAGACUAGUCUUCUUGUCGUCAGGAUUCAGAAAGAUCAUGAAUGUUGUAUCUUUAUAUGGCCGCUGUCCUGCUCGUAUGUUUAAACCUUUUUUUAAUUAAUAUUAUGGUUUGAUAUUUAUGCUCUGACUCUGUCAAAUGUUGCACGAUUUUUUUUUCCUAAAUUAUAUUUUAUUGCCUUUUUUCCCUGAUCCCAGUGUUCAUGCCAUUUGUUUGAUAUUUAUUUGUUGAGUCCUGUAAAUUAACAUGUGAGGAGACAAUUUGUUUAAACUAGACUUUAUAGCUUUUCCACUGAAGUGGGCUGUGCCACGAGUCAGAGACUUCACGAGAUUCACAGGCAUGAAGCACAAUCACAGUGAAACAUAACUGUCCAUGUCUGCAUAUACAACUUUUGAUAACAACGCUUGUAUUUUUACAUUUAAAUGUUAUUACAUUUACUCAUGGUACAUCUGUUAUAUCAUGUUAUCAUGUACCAUAAAUAAGAUUUUUGUACAAUCCUGCCAUUGCUCCCUGUAGGUGCAAAUGGUUACAAAGACAAUCAUUAAUUAAUGUUUAAUUAGACAGUAAAAAUCCAUCAACAAAUAAAUCAGAUUGUAAAACAAUGGAUUGACAUUUUGACCAUAAAAAGAUUAUUAAGAGAUAUUAGAAAUUAAAUUAAGAAAUUACUCCAAUAAAUCACUUUAGAGCUGCAAUGUUUAGUGUGCUAAAUGUUAUCAGCAACUAUUUUGAUAAUCAAAUAAUCAUUUUAGUCAUGUUCAAGUAAAAAUGCCAUUUGCUGAUUGCAAAUUUGAGAAUUUCUUUCCCGUUCAUAACAGUAAACUGAAUAUUUUUGAAAAAUUAACUAAAAAAAUAGACAUUUUUCACUAUUUUCAGAUGUUCUAUAAACAAAACAAGUAAAUAAGUAAAUAUCAGCAGAAUAACCAAUAAUGAAAUAAUUGUUAAAUGUAGUCCUAAAUCAGUUCAAAAAUGGAUUUAUAAAUUACUUUGACAAAUGUGUUGCACACUCUCUUGCUAACAGUUCCUCUCUUGUGUCUGUACAGUAAAUUUGAGGCUACUGCCAAUAGCCAGUUAGCAUAGCUUAGCAUAAAGACUGGAAAUAAGGGGAAACAGUUAGCCUGUUUCUGAUCAAAUAUAGCAACAUGCAGCACUUUGAAAGCUCAGUAGUUCAUAGGUUAUGUGUCAUUUGUUUAAUCUGUACAAAAAUAAAAGUGUAGAAUGAAAGGUGUUAAGUGCCCGACUAUUUCACAGCGCAGUGACUUCACAUUGAAACCGAGUUUUAAAAAUCAGAUGGGUUAGAUUAGACUAAAUCUAAGAUUAACAGACUUAGAGCAAAUUUGUCCCAAACAAAACUUAACUGUAAGUCAUAUACGAAAAUACGACACAUUCUGGCUUCAGUUAUUUUAGCCUGUUCUUGCCUUCCUGUCCUUCAGUAUCCUGUUACUUUAUCCUCUCUGCAUCAUGUUCUGCCCUGAUGCCAGUUAAAGGAAACAGGAUGCUCUCAGAUCUGCAGUUUCACUGUGACUGUGAGUCAUUGUUGUCUGUGAAGCCCAUGAAGCAUUCUGUCAUUGGAGGUUUGACGCCGUCACAAGGGGCGGUAGAACCCUAGAAUCAGGCUCAUGGAGUCAGCAAACAGAACCUCACCUUGACAUAAUUCUUCUUCUGCCGUGACUCUGGACUGAGCUUUCUCCGGCUGGGAGUCUCAGCUCGCGUGCUCUCUCUUAACUUUGGUGGGAAAAAAAAUUGAUCAUUUGAUCAUGUUUUCUGGGGAAAAAAAACUUCACCACUGCGCCAGAGAUGUUUGGACCCUUCUGGGUGCUUUUGUUUUUUUGUUGUUGUUGUUUUUGGGUUUUUUGGGUUUUUUUUUUUUUUUACAGAAGGGCUUUGGUUUGCAGUUGUCUUGUCAGGGAGCUCCUGAGAUUAGCCAGGGGUCACUAAAGGCUGGUGGGCAGAGACCCCUCACCCCCCCACCCCCCCUUACAAUGAAUGAUGGGGAGGGGUUUCGUUUCCUCUUCUGCAGACUGAUCUUAUUAAAGCAAAUGACAACAACCCACCCUUGGUGAUAAAAAAAACAAAACCCCUUUCUCUUAUAUUUACACACGUCAAACGCAUCAUCCAACACUGCAAUGAUUUACAUCUCCUUCCAGACUUUGCCAAAAUGCAUGGAGCAAGAGACAUUUAGCAAAAAUAUAAUGUUUAUCCUAAAACAUCUGUUCUGUUUCUUUUCUUUUUUUUCCACUUUUGAUAAUGACAGACCGUAAGAAGAUUUUAUAGGAUAUCCAUACAAGUCCAAACAUGUAGAGGAUGUGGGAGGUAUCGGUCAUUCUGAGCUCCACAAGCUACAUGCCAUUGUUAUGAUGCUUCUGGUCUUGUAUGGUAACUUAUUUGACUAGAUCAACAGCAUGGGAUCUUUCUGUAGUUAGUCCUGUGUGUGUUCUUCUCACCAGUCUCAGUAGGAAGGCUGUACUUCAUUGCUAAGUGCUCUAUAAUAGAUUUCUUGGUGAUUAUAAUUUCACAAAGAAGCAAAACCUGCAGAAACCUGCUGAAACUAACUUGAUCCUCUCUUUAGCAAUGACGUCUAUAUUUGUAGUUCACAUAUAUGCCUGUUCGAAAACAAUAUCUUGACAGUUGUUAUAUUUAUGUUGUGUAAUAAAUGUUGUGCUGGGUUUAUAUUUUUGUUUUAACUAACUUUUUCUUUUUGUUUUACAUUGUAUUUUUUUUCUCAGAGGCACAAUGGGUGGCUUUAUGCACAGGCAUGACGAUGUAACAAAAAGUGUUUUUGUUUGGUUUGUACUGUAACGACUCAUUCUGUUUCAGAGCUUCUGACAGUUUUUGUCUCUGGCUGCUCGACAUCCUGCGGACACCUGCCCUGAAUCUCUGUUGUGUUAUUGUGCCUCUCUCUCUCAUUUUUUUUUCUUUUUUGGUUUUUCUUUUUUGGUUUUUCUUUUUUUGUUUAAAUCAUUCUUUCUCUGUUGUAUCAGCCAGGAGUUGGUACCACAGCUUUGCUUGUAACCACAAUAGUCUGAUUAUGUUUAUUGAUUUUAAUAUCAAAAUAAUAAAACCAUUAGCACCCCA
Messenger RNA from Lates calcarifer (barramundi perch), 14000 nucleotides. RefSeq names its product creb3 regulatory factor (gene crebrf). The transcript has 12 exons. Bases 904 to 3087 code for a protein of 727 amino acids. The record is from RefSeq and is a predicted model, not a curated record. Gene Ontology annotation, cellular component: nucleus. Gene Ontology annotation, molecular function: RNA polymerase II transcription regulatory region sequence-specific DNA binding; DNA-binding transcription factor activity, RNA polymerase II-specific. Lineage: Eukaryota; Metazoa; Chordata; Actinopteri; Centropomidae. Gene Ontology annotation, biological process: response to unfolded protein; regulation of transcription by RNA polymerase II.